AUGGAGCAGGAAGGGUCAACAAGGAGCAGGAAAAGUCUGCAAGGAGCAGAAAGGGGCAGCAAGGAGCAGGAAAAGUCUGCAAGGAGCAGAAAGGAGCAGCAAGGAGCAGGAAUGGACAAAAGAAGCACAAAGGUAAAUGAGCAGAAUGAAUCAGAAGGCGCAGAAAGGUAA
Messenger RNA from Pelobates cultripes (western spadefoot toad), 171 nucleotides. Lineage: Eukaryota; Metazoa; Chordata; Amphibia; Anura; Pelobatidae. The record is from the annotation of a GenBank genome assembly.